Rotaria socialis is the source of this 1233-nucleotide messenger RNA. The record is from the annotation of a GenBank genome assembly. Lineage: Eukaryota; Metazoa; Rotifera; Eurotatoria; Philodinida; Philodinidae.
AUGCAAGGCUUUUCUUGCCUUGUUGUUGUCGUUUGUUUAUUAUCGAUUGGUUUGUGUGUUGACACUCAGCUACAUCGAAUAAAACUACAACAUUUUCAAUCGGUACAUGAUCAACUUCUGGAAGUUGAUUCACACAAGUUAGUUGCAUUUGAACGUAAAUAUGGUCUUGGCGGACCAAUUCCUGAAGGAUUAACAAACUAUUUGGAUGCUCAAUAUUAUGGAGAUAUUGGUAUUGGUACACCAUCACAACCUUUUCGUGUUGUUUUCGAUACUGGUUCAUCUAAUCUUUGGGUGCCAAGCGUUCAUUGUUCACUUCUUGAUAUUGCUUGCCAACUACAUAAAAAAUAUAAUGGUGCAAAAUCAUCAACGUAUGUGGCUAAUGGCACAGAUUUUAAAAUUCAAUAUGGUACUGGCUCACUCCAAGGUUAUGUUAGUGUAGAUACAGUAACAAUUGGUGAUGCAAAAAUUCAAAGCCAAGGAUUUGCUGAAGCUAUCAAACAACCGGGUAUUGCUUUUGUUACAGCUAAAUUUGAUGGAAUUCUCGGUCUUGCAUAUCCGUCGAUUUCGGUUGAUGGUAUUUAUCCAGUAUUUAAUAAUAUGUGGGAUCAAAAAUUAGUACCGGCCAAUGUAUUUAGUUUUUGGCUUGAUCGUGAUCCAAAUAAUCCACGUGGUGGUGAAAUUAUUUUCGGUGGCUCAGAUCCGGACUUGUAUGAAGGUGAUUUUGUUUAUGCUGAUGUAACUCGUCAAGAUUAUUGGCAAUUUAAACUCGACGGAAUCUCACUUGAUUCGAAUCAAUAUUGUCAAGGCGGCUGUCAAGCUAUUGCUGAUACUGGUACAAGUCUUUUAGUUGGCCCAAAAGCUGAAGUUGCUAGUCUGAAUUCAAAAUUAGGUGCUAUUCCUAUUCCGGGUGGUGAAUAUAUGAUUGAUUGUAAAUUAGUUCCAAGUUUACCACGUGUACACUUUACAAUUGCUGGACAUGAUUUUUAUUUGGAUGGUCCAGAAUAUGUUUUAACUGUUAGUCAAUUUAAUAAAACAUUAUGUUUAUCUGGUUUUAUUGGAAUGGAUAUUCCACCACCGGCUGGCCCUCUUUGGAUACUUGGUGAUGUUUUUAUUGGACCAUGGUAUACAGAAUUUGAUUUUAGUAAUAAUCGUAUUGGUUUUGCUAAAUCAGCUUCACCAAAAAAUGCAACUAUGAAACGUGACAAGAAAAAUUUAUCGGUUCUUGACAUUUAG